This is a messenger RNA of Carassius auratus (goldfish), 1784 nucleotides long. Its product is annotated as secretory carrier-associated membrane protein 2-like. Bases 101 to 1111 code for a protein of 336 amino acids. The transcript is spliced from 10 exons. Lineage: Eukaryota; Metazoa; Chordata; Actinopteri; Cypriniformes; Cyprinidae. The record is from RefSeq and is a predicted model, not a curated record. Gene Ontology annotation, cellular component: recycling endosome membrane; trans-Golgi network membrane. Gene Ontology annotation, biological process: protein transport.
GCGUCACGUGACGACUGAUGCCAUCACGCACGCGCAUCGAGGUGUGCGCGCUCAGGGAGUUGCGCGAGCACCGAUACACCUGUGCUGCUUGCCGCAAGACAUGUCUGGAUUCGAUAGCAACCCCUUUGCCAAACCAGUUGAUGUCAAUCCUUUUCAGGAUCCAUCAGUUACUCUGGUGACUAACACAGCAGCUGAUGGCAUAGGAGAGUUUAACCCAUUCACAGCUGGUGCUCUGGAUCAGCGCACCAUUCCCAUAUCAGCCCCCUCUCAGCCGGCCGUCCUCCAGACCACAGUGGAGCCCAGUCCACAAGCCAGUGUCGCUGCGGGACAGGCUGAGCUCCUCCGUCAGCAAGCGGAGCUGGAGAAGAAGGCUGCGGAGCUGGAGCGUAAAGAUCAGGAGCUUCGGGAUCGAGACACAGCAUUAGGUAAAGAAAACAACUGGCCACCCUUGCCCAAGUUUUUCCCCAUAAAACCUUGCUUCUAUCAGGAUUUCAAUGAAGAAAUUCCUGUGGAAUAUCAGAAGGUUUGCAAGAUGAUGUACUACCUCUGGAUGUAUCACAGUCUGACACUGUUUCUGAACCUGCUGGCCUGUCUGGUGGGUUUCAGUGUCUCUACUAAAAAUGGAGUGGACUUCGGACUCUCAGUCCUCUGGUUUAUUUUGUUUACUCCCGUAGCUUUCCUCUGCUGGUACCGACCCGUAUACAAAGCCUUUAAGUCUGACAGCUCCUUCAGCUUCUUCUUUUUCUUCUUCAUUUUCUCAUUCCAAGUAAUAGUGUACAUCAUUCAGAGUGUGGGGAUCCCCAACUGGGGAAACAGAUUUCCACUUCAUAAUCUGCCGGUGGUCACCUCUCUCGGCUGGAUCACGGCCAUCUCUAUGUUUGAGAUUAGCAUAGCCGCGUCAGUCUUCAUGAUGGUGGUGGCUGGAUUCUUCAGUGUCAAUGCUGUGCUGUCCAUCAUCUUACUGAAAAUGGUUCACUCCAUGUACAGACACGCAGGUGCGAGCUUCCAGAAGGCCCAGGAAGAGUUUUCUCAGGGGGCCGUCAAUAACCGAACCGUCCAGUCUGCUGCAAGCACAGCUGCAUCUUCAGCCGUGCAGGGAGCCUUUCAGUAACAGCCACAGGCAUUGAGUUCUGCACAUGAACCUCCAUCAAACAACCCAAACCUCUUAUGGACGGACAAUCUGCAUUUGAGGCAUCUUAAAGUUUUUUUCUGCUGCAAUACAUUACUUUGCUCACUGAAAGAUACGUGGCUGUUGAUUGGUGAGGCACUUUAGAUGAUAACAUGGGUUCUGUGAGAGGAGAGGUUGCAUUUUCUUCCUGUAUUCCUCAUGUAAUGUUACAAUAUAGUCCAAAUUCCAUUCAAUACUAAUUAUAUGGUCUAUUUUUGUCCCUGCUAUUUGUAUUUAGAUAUUUUUUUAAUGUAUUGUUACAUGUUGAAUUAUUUUUCAGUUUGAUUUCUUCUUUAUAACCCAACUCAAAUAAUUGUAUGUCAGCUGAUGUCUCAGUAUUGGUUUUACAACAUUUGAACAGCCAUUCCCAAACAAGAAAUGUAGAUUUACAUAUAGUCUUUAGAGUGAACCGUAGUACUUUUGUGAAAAAAAGUAAUGUUAUCUGUUUGUUGGAAUCUUGUUACAUUCUCAAUCUGAAGUGAUUUUGCAGUGUUCUCAAUUAUGAACAGAAUAUGUAUAUAUGUAUAAACUAAGCAGAUCUUCUUUUACUAGGGUUAACUUGGAUGGGCUGCUCAAAUAUUUUAUGAGUUAUUGUUAAAUAAACUUACUCUGAUUA